ACAGUUUAAGCCGUAGUAGGUCAUGUAAACUAAGUCCGUAGCUAACUAGUUCCAGUGAGUUAGAAAGCAAGGUGCCAGAUACUUCAGACGACUGCUAUCCAUCGCCACCGCUACAAGACUAUUGUCUGCCCACCCGGCUUACUGAUCCUUUCAAUGGCUGCUGCAAACAAACGUACGCUAUCGGGCAUCGGAGAUGUGAGAGACAGAAAAGCAAAGGUUAUUAAAGACAGCGGUGAGAAGAGACACAUCGCAGCCCUGAUCCUGGCGAGGGGAGGCAGUAAGGGGAUCCCCCUGAAGAAUAUCAAAAUGCUCGCCGGUGUCCCCCUCAUCGGAUGGGUUCUGAGAGCUGCAGUGGACUCCAAACAGUUUGACAGUGUGUGGGUAUCAACUGACCAUGAUGACAUUGAGAAGGUAGCCAAGGCAUGGGGAGCUCAGGUUCACCGCAGGAGCCCAGAGGUGUCCAAAGACUCCUCCAGCUCUCUUGACACCAUCCAGGAAUUCGCCAGAUUAAACCCAGAGGUGGAGGUGAUCUGUCACAUCCAGGCCACGUCUCCCUGCCUGCACCCCUUCCACCUGAAGGAGGCCCUGGAGAUGAUCACCAAGCAGGGCUUCACGUCCGUCUUCUCCGUGGUCCGACGACACCACUUCCGCUGGCAGGAGGUGAAGAAAGGAGGUAGUGUCGCCACCCAGCCUCUGAACUUAGACCCGUGUAACAGGCCCCGGAGACAGGACUGGGAUGGAGAGCUGUGUGAGAACGGAUCUUUCUACAUUUAUACCAGAGCGACGAUAGAGAGAGGCCUGCAGGGGGGGAAGUGGGCUUACUAUGAGAUGCUACCAGAGUACAGUGUGGAUAUUGAUGUGGACAUCGACUGGCCCGUGGCAGAACAGAGAGUACUGAGGUUUGGUUACUUUGGCCUGGACAAGCCUGAGGUGGUGCGUCUGCUGCUGUGUAACGUCUCCGGCUGUCUGACUGACGGCCGCGUCCUCAUCUCUGUCUCUGGAGAGGAGAUGGUCUCAGUCAACACCAGAGAUACUAUGGGUAUCCGCAUGCUGCAGAGAGAGGGAGUGGAGGUGAUCCUGAUCUCAUCCAGUGAGGACCCUGUGACCAAGGCCCUGGCUGACAAUCUAUCCCAGAGGACAGGCUGCGAGGUCAGGCAGCUGGGCAAGGACAUCCAGGGUGAGGUCACAGCCAUGAUGGACGACAAGGAUCUGGACUGGAAGGAGGUCGCCUAUAUGGGUAAACUCACUGUUCUUUUCAUUUAA
Molecule: messenger RNA, 1263 nt
Organism: Oncorhynchus gorbuscha (pink salmon)
Lineage: Eukaryota; Metazoa; Chordata; Actinopteri; Salmoniformes; Salmonidae
Product: N-acylneuraminate cytidylyltransferase-like
Exons: 7
Coding region: 154-1263 (369 amino acids)
Molecular function (GO): N-acylneuraminate cytidylyltransferase activity
Source: RefSeq, a predicted model, not a curated record